AUGAGUGCUGACUCCCGUCGGCACCGCUCCCGAAAACGUGGUCGAAUAAAAGGUAAGCGGUCGAGAAGCGCAGCCAGAAAGCGCCAGCGCCGCAGCCACCACCUGCCGGAGCUAACUCCGCCAGCCCCAGAUAUCGACGGUGUCGAGGUAAAUAACCUCAACAAGCGCUCUGACGAAGCCUAUAAUGUCAGAUUAUUUGGCAGUGAUUUUUUUGAGCUGUUUUAUAGGCUCAAUUUGGGCCGACUGGAGCCACUGGAAACUCCAGAGAUUGUUGAUACUGACGAAUCAGUGGAGUUUACCGAACCGGAGGAAAUACCCCAAUAUGAGGACCAAAUUGACGAGACUUCGAUUUCGUCUGAACCUGAGAUCAUGAUCCUGUAUGCGAAGGAGACGUUGGUUGAUCCUGACUCUGAUUUAUCCGACCUCGACAACUCUAUGGAUUCUCAGGAAAUUGAGGAGUAUUGGGACGACUCUGACGACGCCAAUGGGCACGUGGAUAAACAUGGAACCGAGCCAUAUCCAGAAACGGACGAGACUGUUGAUACCGAUGAGUUUUUCGAAGCAGAAGACACCACCGGCUAUGUGGACGAAAAUGAAACUGACCGAUACCUUGAACCUAAUGAAAUAGUUGAUGACGAAGACUAUGUUGACGCUGAGGAGGCAACGAGCUACGUGGACGCAGUUGACGACGAUUACGACUACGUUGAUAAACCUGAGGAUACCAAUGGAUUUAGGAACGGAACAGAGUACGUGGACGCAAAUGGAGCUGAAACUCACCAGGAAGACCUUGCCGUUACUGAGAGGUACGCUCUCACUGAGGACGCCAAUGGCUAUGUUGUCAACCACGACCACGUUGAUGAAUCUGAUGAUGUCAACGGGUAUGUUGAUGGAACGGUGGAUAAUAAGGAGUAUUCGAACGCAGACGGCGUUGAGCUUUAUCAUGAAAUCGAGGAAGUUGUUAACAGCGAGGAACAUCUUGGAACUAAAGAAAUAGUCGACAAUGAGAGAUAUCGAGAAAUUGAUGAAUUUGUCGACCCUGAUCACUUUGAUGAAGUCGAAGACGUAACCGGCUAUGAACACGAAACUUACAAUCGAACCCAAACCCACAAUGCCAAUGGUUACGUGAAUGGAACCGACCGUACAACUAACUCUGAAACCGAGAAUAUCGUCGAUACUGAGGACUAUUUCGACGCUGAAGAUGCGAGCGGCCAUGUCGUUGAAAACAAUCACGCUGAUGAGCUCGAGGAUAGCGGGUUCAUGGAUGGAAAUGUGAACGUCACUGGCCACGAGAAAGUUGCCGCAGUUGAGGAAGAUGCUGUUCCACAAUCGCCCCUUUAUGGUGGUCUUUUUGUUGACCUGGAUUACUCAUCAGAUCCCUUUGAGGAUAGUUACAACGAUGAGACCUCCGAUCCAAUGUAUCAACCUUUGCCAACUCCCCCUCGUGAAGAUAACGAAUGUCUUUCUGACAACGCAGAGGAGCCCAGCGUACUUGUUGUGGACAUAUCGCUGGAUGACGAUGCCGAUGUCGAGCCAAACAAGUCUGACGCUGUCACCCAGCCUCCAAAAGUGAAUGUUUUCAAACACGCUGAAUCCGGCCUUGUCGUUUGUGCCGAGGGUCAUAUUCCUACCGUGGUUCUAGCAAGCCAGAUAUCAGACCACUUUUGUUACCGACAUAGCAGAAAGGUGUGUUCUGACGAGACUCGUCGACGGCUUCGGGAAGAAUUACUGAAAGGUACCGCCACCAAUAUCCCUCUCAACAUUCUGACGCCGCUUCCGGGUAUCCCCAUUCUCCAGAAGCCGUUUUGCCAUCGAUGUCGCAUAGUUUCAGAGAAGAUUUGGACUCACGAGAUCAAGCAGCCCGAGUGUGUGGGCAGCAAACGUGAUUUGGUGAGGGCCCAGCGAUGUUCUUUAGGCAAAUGGGUCAUCGUGGGGUCCGUACCCGAGGACACUAAUCCGCAGCAGCUGGCGUUGACUGAUAUCACGGUGAAUAUCACUAAGCACGGUGAGACGGGUCUACUUGUGUGCGCCGAGGGCCAUAAACCAAUGGUAGUGCUCCCACACCAAAUCAGUCAGCACAUGCUGACACGUCACUCAGAUAAUAACACCGCGAUUCGUGCGAAAGUUUUACAGGUUCUCAACACCGGUACAGUGACCAAAGUCCCUCCCAAUAUCCAAACCAAGUUCCCUGCCAUCCCUGUGGUUACCGCGUAUUAUUGUCUACAUUGUAAAAAGGUCACUACGCAAAAAGGGCACGCCACCACUGACAGAUGUAUUAUUGUGCAAGUUAAGUGCCAAAUCUACGCACAGAAACGAGGUGUGGUCAUUGGACAGCUACCACAAACACAUGACGUCAAUGGAGACACUAGCUCUGUGGCAGUUGAGUUGAAAAUCAAGAAACACCAGGAGACGGGGUUACUUGUGUGCGCCGAAAACCAUAAGCCAACAGUGGUGCUCCCACACCGAGUUCAUUCGCACAUCAAACACAAUCACACCGGCGAGCGUAGUUGGUCGGCAAAGUUGCAAGCCGAGAUCACUAAGCUUCUCAGCACUUGUACGGUCAGCGCGGUUCCUUCUAGUAUCCAAACCCCAUUACCUUUGAUCCCUGUUGUUCAGGGAAAGUACUGCCUGGGGUGUUGCCGUGUCUUUGAGAAAGACUUUACCCAUAACGGGGAAGAUAGGUGUGGCGACAACAACCAAGUACCCGUCGUCUGCCAAUUUUAUCAGCGUGGCAAGGCGGUGAUUAUUGGGUCCACGCCAAACGACCCUGACGGUAACAGUGACGACAUCGCGGAAAAUACAGUGCCUACGGGUGGGUCUAUUCUGAACAAACCUAAUGAUAACAUGGAUGACGCUAUGGUUAACAGUGCAUCGACAAUCAUCAGUCACGACCGCGACGAGGAUGAAGAGAAUGCACCACAAUUGGACAUAUUCACUCACCCAGAGACCGGAUUAUGUGUCUGUGCACACGGUCACAAACCGGUGGUUGUCCUUCCCAGCUACGUGCGUAAACAUCUCCUGCGGAGACACAUUGGCGCCUCCGAAAGUUUGCUUGCGCGAAUUCGCCGUCGGAUCCGCGAGUCCCCUGCCACCGAAGUCCCCCCUAACAUUCAGACGAGGCUCCCCGCUAUCCCUGUGGUCACUGCGAAUUAUUGUAUCCACUGCAAGCGGACCUACAUGAACAAGAAGAAUCACAGUGAAACAGCAGAUUGCGUUUCUACUCGUGUUCAAUGUCAGUACCAUAACAGAUAUCAUACCGUGAUCAUCGGACGAAUUCCAGAUCGAUCUGAUGUCCGCGAAGUCAUGGAUGAGGAUCCGGUAGACAGCGACUUGGAUCUUUCUGACAGCGCGAGGGAGCUUUUCAGUCCCGAAAACUCUGACAGCGAGCCCAUUGGCGUGAGGAAUCCUAACGUGCCCACAUCUGAUCUAGAGACUUUCGGCAGAGAGCUUCCUAGUUCCGAGAACACCUACCUACAGCGCUCAGGUCCAGAACUGACCCAGAUUGAAGCGGGCAUAAACAUCAUGAAGCACACCGAAACCGGCCUAUUUAUUUGUGCUCACGAUCACGACCCAAUGGUGGUACUUCCUUACCAGAUCAGCAACCACAUCAAUAGUCGGCAUUCUGGCAAGCAGGGCGGCUCCAGAGAGCUACGGUCCAAGAUUCGUGGUAUUCUUCAGCGUUGCGCAGUCAAUGGGAUCCCUGCAAAUAUCCGAACCAGGCUCCCUGCUAUACCCAUAUCCAGUGGGGAGUAUUGUUUUGGGUGUUGCGAGGUCAAUGGGGAUUGGUCUCACGAUGACAGCAAAGCCUGUAAAAACAACCGGCGAGUGCAAGUCGACUGUCAAAUUUGCUACCCGAAAAAAGCCGUCGUUGUGGGACCAUUGCCAGAAAUCCCUCGUGAUCGCCGAUUAGGUGGCCAUUGA
Molecule: messenger RNA, 3918 nt
Organism: Diutina rugosa
Lineage: Eukaryota; Fungi; Ascomycota; Pichiomycetes; Serinales; Debaryomycetaceae
Exons: 1
Coding region: 1-3918 (1305 amino acids)
Source: RefSeq, a predicted model, not a curated record